GAGGAUAGGUAUAAUUUUUUAUCAAACAAAUUAAAUGGUUAGGUAAACAUUAGCUACACGGAAAAUAGAGGCUUUUCUUUUGGAAACAACAGCCCCUGAACCGGAAGCAGUUCUUGUGGCAUGUAACGUCCUCUUUCUACAGUCAGUUCUGAGGUUCUGAAGCACGCGGAGUCUUCUCGAGCCACAACGAUGCAGCUUUGUAAUGUGUGCUGCGAGCAGACACCAAAAUACAGAUGUCCAACCUGUGAAAUAAGAUAUUGCUCACUUGGCUGUUACAAGAAGCAUAAAGACACCUGCCUUCCUGUUGUGAAGCCUUGCUCAUAUAAUCCCGAAGAUGCUGUCUGCUCUGAGGCAUGUGGUGUCGAGGAUCUGCUGCAUGAAGACGACAUAAUUGACAAAGUGCCACUGCAAAGGCUCCAGCUGUUGGGUCAGUCCAAUGAGCUAAGAGAUCUUCUUUGCAACCCCCAUCUGAGACAGUUACUGCGUUCCGUAGAUGGCGCUCAGAGGAAAGACGAAGCGAUGAAAGCCGCCAUGCAGGAGCCUCUUUUUGUGGAGUUUUCAGAUCAGUGUUUAAAACUAGUUGAAGAUGGAGCCACUGCAUUAACUAACCCCCAGUAAUGACUGAUGUAUAAAACUGCAUUUUUUUUUUUACCACACGUGCCAUGCAUGUUCUAGGACUACUCCCACACCUGUUUGUACAUAAUGUUCUAAUAAACUAUUUUUUCUGAAUCAAGACUAAAUUAAAGCUGGAAAUAAAUGUA
This is a messenger RNA of Nothobranchius furzeri (turquoise killifish), 761 nucleotides long. It is a transcript of the gene znhit3, whose product is annotated as zinc finger, HIT-type containing 3. Gene Ontology annotation, biological process: snoRNA localization; maturation of LSU-rRNA from tricistronic rRNA transcript (SSU-rRNA, 5.8S rRNA, LSU-rRNA); box C/D snoRNP assembly. Gene Ontology annotation, molecular function: protein binding. The record is from RefSeq and is a predicted model, not a curated record. NCBI's taxonomy places the organism in Eukaryota, Metazoa, Chordata, Actinopteri, Cyprinodontiformes, Nothobranchiidae. Gene Ontology annotation, cellular component: pre-snoRNP complex; nucleus.